GUUGGAUCCUUGAUGAUUCUUCGAGAAGGAUUUAUGCAUGAGUCAUGAGAGUCCUGUAAAUUUUGAUGUCCGAGGCUCUUUGGUCAAGAAAACGACUUAGCUGAGUCCUCCGUUGUUUGCUAUCUGUGUUGUGACGCCAUGUCCGUGCUUGGCGUCGUUUGUGUGGCCCUAUGGCUUGUUCCGGCCUGUGGCCAUCGUGUUGUCAAUGGUCAGGCUGCUGAGGUGGAGAUUCAACAUGUGAUCCAUCAGGAUGGUGUGGAGGCUACCACGAAGACUGUGGUGGCUGCUGCGGCGACUGGCAUGACUUUGCCCAAGUUGAAGAAAUCCUUCACCGAAGAGGAGUUGAAAACCUCAGUCCUUGCCAAUGUGGUGGAGGUUUUCUGGAAUUUAGACCUUGAUGACUACAACAUGCUCCACCUGUCAUCCGCCUUGGGCGAACUAGCCGCCAUGCAAGCCCUCGUGAGUGCGGGCGCGGAUGUCAAUGCAAAGUGCACUGAGAAAGGCCCCACACCCUUCACGCCAAGGGAUAUGGCAAAGAACGAAGAUGCUAUCGUGCUCCUCGCUUGCAACGGUGGAUCCAGGGCAGGCCACUACAAACACCAAGCUCUGGCCGAUGCAGCUGACAUCGGCUACCCUCACUUGACUCAGAUCCUUUUGGCUGCUGGAUGGGACACCGAAGUCAGAUCCGAGUUUGGCUAUACGCCGCUGCAUAUUGCAGUCGAUUGCCCACCCCCAGAGUCCGAAUGGGCUGGGAGCAAAUAUUGGAAAGAGCGCUUGGAAGUCAUGAAGUUGCUGGUGGCGGGCGGCGCGGACGUCAAUGCGGAGGUCAAUGAAAAGAGCCCCAAAACGAGCAAGGGCGGGUGGACAGCUCGGGAUGUUGCAUGGUACAAUGGCAACAAGGAGGCAGACAAGUACCUCACGGAGCACGGUGGCAAGCGUAAUGCAAAAUUCAAUGCCGCAUGGCAGGCAUGGCUGAAGAGUUAAGCUGCUCUCACCAGUGCUUUCUUAGGUUCGAUAGUAGCCGAUGACAACAC
Molecule: messenger RNA, 1034 nt
Organism: Durusdinium trenchii
Lineage: Eukaryota; Dinophyceae; Suessiales; Symbiodiniaceae
Source: the annotation of a GenBank genome assembly